Merops nubicus (carmine bee-eater) is the source of this 1560-nucleotide messenger RNA. RefSeq names its product t-complex 11, testis-specific-like 2 (gene TCP11L2). The coding region runs from base 1 to 1560 and encodes 519 amino acids. Gene Ontology annotation, biological process: signal transduction. The transcript is spliced from 10 exons. The record is from RefSeq and is a predicted model, not a curated record. NCBI's taxonomy places the organism in Eukaryota, Metazoa, Chordata, Aves, Coraciiformes, Meropidae.
AUGCAGUUUAAUGGCAAGCGAAGUUGUAUCAAUGAUGAGCAGAACACUGAUUCAGAUUCUUCACGCCUCUCUGAGAGCACAGCUUCUUCUAGUGACUCGGAAUGUUCAAGACAGAGCUUUAACAGUGAUUCUUCAAGCAAACCCAGUUCCCCAGCGUCAGCAAGCCCUCCCAAGGUUAUUACAUUUGAUGAACUGAUGGCAGCUGCAAGAAAUUUGACAAACUUGACUCUAGCUCAUGAAAUAGCUGUAAAUGCAAAUUUUUGCAUAAAACAUGAAGACUUACCACAGAACAGCUUUGCUGGCACAGUGAAACAAAUUGUACACAAGGCGUUCUGGGAUCAUUUGGAAUCAGAACUGAAUGAAGAUCCUCCAGAAUAUGAACAUGCUAUCAAGCUUUUUGAGGAAAUUAAGGAGAUUCUUCUUUCAUUCCUGACUCCUGGAGCAAACAGGAUUCAAAACCAAAUUUGUGAAGUUCUGGAUACAGAUCUUAUAAGACAGCAGGCAGAACAUAAUGCUGUUGAUAUUCAUGGGCUAGCAAUCUAUAUCAUCAACACUAUGGGAAAGUUGUGUGCUCCAAUAAGAGACAACGAUAUAAAACAGUUAAAAGCAACUGACAAUAUCGUGGAAUUACUCAGAGAAAUAUUUCGUGUUUUGGACCUGAUGAAACUGGAUAUGGUGAAUUACACAAUUCAAAACCUCCGCCCAUACCUUCAGCGUAAUUUGGUGGACUAUGAAAGAACAAAAUUCCAGGAAAUUCUUGAAGAAACACCAAGUGCUCUGGAUCUCACAACAGAAUGGAUAAAGGAAUCAAUAGAAGAUGAAUUGUCAUCUAUUUCUGAUGAAUCUUCAUCAUCCCCUGUUGCUGAUGGUGGUUCUAAACCGACUAUUAGUCCCACACUGGUGCUAAACAAUGGCUACUUGAAACUGUUACAAUGGGAUUAUCGCAAAACAAUUCCAGAGACUCUAAUAACAGAUGAAGUUCGUCUUCAGGAGUUGAGAGAAAAGCUCAAUCAAUUAAAAAUCAUAGCUUGUGUUUGUCUCAUAACAAACAAUAUGGUGGGUGCAGCAAUUGUAGAUGUUCCUGAUUUUGCUGAGCAACUGAAAAGGAUCUCUGUUCCGCUUCUUGAAGGCAUGAGCAAGAAAAAUUUUGAUUUGAAGGAGGCUCUGAAUGCUAUUGGUGUCCAGAUUUGCAGCAAAGUGAACAGGUCUCUGACUGAAAGAGGUCUUCCCACUCUUAGUGAAGAAACGCAGAGUAAUUUACUGGGUCAAAUUGCUCACAUUGUCGAAGAGAAUAAUCCCGUCAGCUCCUUGAUUGACAAACGAAUCCAGUUCUUCAUGCGGAGCUUGCUUGCUCUCCCGAGCUUUCAGAAGUGUAUGCCUGCUAUGCCAGGAGGCCUCUCUGUGAUUCAGGCGGAGAUGGAGCUUGUUGGAUCUCAGUAUGCGAGCAUUGUAAACUUCAAUAAACAAGUGUAUGGACCAUUCUAUGCAAACAUACUUAGAAAACUGCUUUUUCCUGAGGCACCAAUGGGGAAAGCAGAAACAGAAACUCCUACCAGUUAA